This is a messenger RNA of Aspergillus ruber CBS 135680, 1605 nucleotides long. Its product is annotated as putative MFS multidrug transporter. The record is from RefSeq and is a predicted model, not a curated record. Gene Ontology annotation, cellular component: membrane. The transcript has 3 exons. Lineage: Eukaryota; Fungi; Ascomycota; Eurotiomycetes; Eurotiales; Aspergillaceae. Gene Ontology annotation, molecular function: transmembrane transporter activity. Bases 1 to 1605 code for a protein of 534 amino acids. Gene Ontology annotation, biological process: transmembrane transport.
AUGCCGGAACACAAUGGCAGUCAUCCGACAGAGAUAGCAGAGAAUGCUGGUUUCUCUGCUCAAGAAAAGGGCAUCAAUUAUGAAGAUCAGGGGCCAAAUGCCCAAACACUACUGGAUUCGGAGACAAUCGAGCGGUUAGGGCGACAAAGUCCUCCACAUUUCUCGACCAUAUGGUCUGAAUUAACAUUCUGCUUCUCAAUAUUCAUGUGCCAGAUCCUUUCUGAAUACUACAUAUCCGGUUCCAAUGUCCUCCUUCCAACAUUGAUAAAGGAGCUGGACAUCCCUCCCAGUCAGUCAAUUUGGCCAGCCACAGCCUUGUCCCUUGUCGUCACGGCCACUCUGCUUAUCUUUGGUCGUUUGGCGGACAUGUUCGGAGGAUUCGCGUUGUACUUUGGGGGGAUGGUGUGGUUGACCAUCACCUCACUCAUUGCCGGAUUCUCCCAGAACUGGUUGAUGCUGUUUAUAUUCCGAGCACUGCAGGGGCUGGGGCUGGCAGCAUUCUUGCCGUCGAGUAUCAUGAUUCUCGGAAGAACAUACCGUCCGGGGCCUCGUAAAAAUCUCGUCUUCAGCAUCUAUGGCGCCUGUGCAGCGCUGGGGUUUUUUGUCGGUAUCUUCUUUUCCGGCAUUUGCGGUGAAUUUCUGUCAUGGUCGUGGUAUUUCUUUUUUGGUGCCAUUUUCUCUGCCAUCACGGCCGUGUCGUCUUACUUUUCGGUUCCCUCGGAUUGGACUGAGAAACGAGCAACAUCUAAGGCUAGCAUGGACUGGAUCGGAUCUGCCUUGCUCGUGCCAGGGAUGGUGCUGUUUAUUUUUUCCAUCGCGGACAGUGCCCAUGCACCCCAGGGGUGGAAGACGCCGUAUAUCAUUGUUUGUCUGAUUCUUGGUGUCCUUAUUCUGAGUGCUUUCAUAUAUGUGGAGGGAUGGGUUGUCGAGAAUCCUUUGAUACCCGGGGAUUUGUUCUCGGUCAAGUACAUGAAACCACUUAUUCUCGUUCUCCUCUGCAUGUAUGGGUGUCUUGGGAUUUAUCUUCUCUAUGCUUGCCUAUACAUGCAGGAAAUUAUGGGAGCCUCACCCCUUCAGGUCGUCGCAUGGGCAGUCCCCAUGGCAGUUGGUGGUCUCAUUCUCUCUGUUGCCGGAGGCUAUCUUCUCCACAUGCUCAACGGAACUAUCCUAAUGAUAAUAUCCGCUCUGGGUUACCUUGCAUCCGGUCUCUUAUUCGCUCUGGUUCCCCUCGGAGGAAACUACUGGGCCUUCGUAUUCCCCGCCAUGGUUGGUGGCACAAUCGGGAUCGAUAUCAGUUUCAACGUAACCAACAUCUUCAUAACCACGAACCUUUCGAAGGAAAGACAAGGGCUAGCGGGCGCCUUGAUCAAUUGCACCCUUCACUUCGGAAUUGCCAUCAUGUUGGCGUUUGCCGAUAUCGUCCAGGUUCACACUGAGGGGUACUUGAGUCUUCGGAAGAGCUACCAGUCGGCGCUUUGGUUUCAGACUGGGUUGGCUGGUUUUUCCUUGGCUGUGGUGAUUGCGUUUGUGCGGAUCAAGAGUGCGAAGAGUGAGUUGACUGUGGAUGAGAAGCUUGAGUUGGAGGCCGCUGCGAGGGAAAUUUAG